Messenger RNA from Camellia sinensis, 468 nucleotides. NCBI's taxonomy places the organism in Eukaryota, Viridiplantae, Streptophyta, Magnoliopsida, Ericales, Theaceae. The record is from RefSeq and is a predicted model, not a curated record.
GGUGGAGCUUGAAGAAGCGAAGCAAACUUAUAGCAAUCAAGCAUUUACUAAGAGAUGUGAUUAAUGAUUCUUGGCAAUGUGAUUAACAAACUAAGUGAUGGUGCAAAGCAAAGGGGACACAUUCCUUAUCGGGAUAGUAAGCUCACUCGCAUACUUCAACCUGCUCUUGGUGGCAAUGCCAAAACUUCUAUAAUUUGCACUUUAGCACCAGAAGAGAUUCACAUAGAGGAAACGAAAGGAACCCUCCAGUUUGCUAGCAGAGCCAAGAGAAUAACAAAUUGUGUUCAAGUGAAUGAGGGUUAUUUUGACAGAUACUGCCUUACUGAAGCGACAAAAACUAGAGAUAGAGGAAAUCACACAAAGCACGAGAUCAAUGCAUUAAUUAGGGAACAACAAAUGAAAAUUGACAAUCUCAAUAGUCUUGUCACCGUUUCGGAUUCCAAUAAAAAGUCUAGCCAGAAUAGAUGA